AAUCAGACCAUGAAGUAUGUGUUCCUAUGAUGCUCUCUCAGGGAAGCUUCCAGGCAGUAAGAUCCAGUAUCACUGAACCACAACUAGCUGAAACCUAGUCUCUACUCGUUAAAGUCUCUCCAUCACCUCAAAAUAAAAUAAGUGAAAUGAAGAAGUUUAAGCGCCGUUUCUCACUGUCAGCUCAUCGAACGGAAACUAUUGAAGAGUCACUUGCGGAGUUUCAGGAACAAAUCACCAACCAGAUAAAGAACAGGAGGAAUGAUGAUAUCGCACACGAGAAUCUGCCACUGACCUUGAAUGUGCACACGGAACGGGUGACAUCAGAAGAUGGCCAUUCUCCAAAUCCCCUGCGUUAUAGGAAUCACCGACAGCGCAGGUUCUCAAUGGAGGACUUCAGCAAGAGGCUCUCUCUACCGAUGGAUAUCAGACUACCUGAGGAGUUCCUGCAGAAGCUACAGCUGGAGAGCCCACCCCUGCCCAAGCCUCUGAGCAGAACAUCACGGAGAGCUUCUCUGUCAGACAUCGGUUUUGGGAAGCUGGAGACUUACGUCAAACUGGACAAAUUGGGUGAGGGAACUUAUGCCACAGUGUUUAAGGGUAGAAGCAAAUUAACCGAAAACCUGGUGGCACUGAAGGAGAUCCGACUGGAACAUGAAGAGGGAGCUCCGUGCACUGCAAUCCGAGAAGUUUCGUUGCUGAAGAAUCUGAAACAUGCAAACAUUGUCACUCUGCACGACAUCAUUCACACUGACCGCUCACUCACCCUUGUCUUUGAGUACCUGGACAGUGACCUGAAACAAUACAUGGACAACUGCGGGAACAUCAUGAGCAUGUACAAUGUCAAGAUAUUCAUGUUCCAACUAUUGAGAGGCCUGGCUUACUGCCACAAGCGCAAGGUUCUACAUCGAGACCUGAAGCCACAGAACCUACUCAUUAACGAACGAGGAGAGUUAAAACUGGCUGAUUUCGGUCUGGCCAGAGCCAAAUCUGUUCCAACUAAGACCUAUUCCAAUGAAGUGGUAACCUUGUGGUACCGACCCCCAGACGUCCUCAUGGGCUCUACAGUAUACUCAACGCAGAUCGAUAUGUGGGGAGUUGGUUGUAUUCUAUAUGAAAUGGCUGCGGGAAGGCCUCUGUUCCCUGGGUCCACAGUGAAGGAGGAAUUGCACUUAAUUUUCAGGUUUUUAGGGACUCCAGCAGAAGACACAUGGCCAGGAAUUACAUCCAAUGAAGAAUUCAAGGCUUAUAAUUUCCCUUACUACCGACCACAACCAAUGAUACAUCAUGUUCCCAGAUUGGACGCUGAAGGUCUAGACCUUUUUGCAAACCUUUUACUGUACGAGGCCAAGAAGAGGAUUUCAGCUGAGGAUGCUCUCCAACACCUUUAUUUCAAGAACUUGGGUGAAAGAGUGCACUUUCUACCAGACACUGUUAGUAUUUUCACAUUGAAAGAAAUCCAGUUGCAGAAGGAUCCUGGUUAUCGAGGGUCUUCAUAUCCCCAGUCUGCCCGGGGCAAGAAUCGAAGGCAAAGUGUUUUAUUUUAGACGGAUCCGUGCUCCUGUCUCGUCCCCACAUUACAGAAGAACACAGUCACUUUAUGGUGGGGGUGUGGAGGGAGAGUUGAGGGCGGGGGAAGCUUCAUUAUUGCAGCCUGGAACGGGACCAGGUGAGGCUCCAGCAGUAAUCCAAGAUGAUGUCUGCGUGAGAUCAGUAUCCUUCAACUGUGAUGUUACACAUUAACUGAAAUCACCAGGAACAGGAGGACUCCAAUCACAGCCUCAGGUUUGCUCUACAAUUCAAUUAGAUUCUAACCCCACUAACUCAACUUUGGCACCAAAUGCUGACUCUUCAUCAAAGAUAUUUGGUAUCAAUUCCAAUGCCACAAACUGGCUUCAUAGCCCGAGUGCCCAGUUACAACUGUGCCCAUUACUACAUAUCCUCAUACCUGCCCUCAUCUCCUGUACUGCAUCCCAAUACAGCAGUUUAGCUAAUGCACUGAAGCUGUCUUCCGAUUAGUUUAGGACUAUUCAGCAUUGACAUCGAACAGCUGACUCCUCUCUUCCCUGCAUCCUUGCCUUUGCAGAGAUUAAAGAAUGCUGCUGAUAAUUUUUCCUCAAAACUGCACAUCGAAAGCUUCCUCGCAUCUUUAUUCAGUAGGUUCAUGGGACACGAAUUCACUGCAGGCCUAAGGGGACAAGAGUCACAGUGGUCUCCAGGAGAACAGGUUCAUUGCAGGCACUAGUGGGCAUGGAUUCAGGACAUCUCAGGGUUUAUGGCAGGCACAGAGGGCCAGGAUGAUAGCAGACAUAGUGGGAACAGGUUCAUGGCAAGUCCAUAGGGCACAGGGUCACAGUAGGAUCACAUGAGAUCACAAUUAGUAUGAGUUUGGUUCUUUCUUCUCUGUUUUCCUUCCUCAUUCCCUCCAUCAUUUUUUAUCCCUUCCUUUCCUUUCUUCACUCCCUUUUCCUCUUCCACCUUUCUUCCUUCAUUCCUUCUUUCCUUUUUUCCCCUUUCUACCUUUUUUCUCCUUCCUUUUCUUCCUAUAUCAUUUCUUCCUUUCCUUCCCACUCUCUGAGGGGAUAGCAGAGUGAUCAGCCAACUGCCUUUACUCAUACACAAACAAGGGACAAGAGUAGGCUACUUGGCCCUUCAAGCCUGCCCUUCCAUUUGAUAAGGUCAUGGCUGAUCUGAUUUUAACAUCAACUCUACAUUCCUGUACAUCUCCGAACAUCUUUCAUCUCCUUGCUCAUCAAGAAUCCAUCUACCUCUAUCUUACUAGUAUUUGUAGAUUCUGUAUUUACUGCCUUUUGAGGAAGUGAAUUUCAAAGACACUCAACCCUGUGAGAGAAAAAAUAUAUUUCCUCUUCUCUAUCUUAAAUGAGCAACCCCUUUUUUUAAACAGUGACCCCUAGAUCUAGAAUCAUCCACAAUAGGAAACAUCCUUUCCACAUCUACUUGGUUAAGUCCCCUUAGGGUCUUAAGUGUUUCAAUUAAGUCACCUCUGACUCUUCUAAACUCCAGAAGAUACGGGCCUAGCCUGGCUAACCUUUCCUCAUCAGGCAAUCCGCUUAUUCUAGGUAACAGUCUUAUAAACAUUCUCUAAACUGCUUCCCAGCUAAAUAACAUGCUUCCAUAAGUACAGUGACAAUCACUGUACACAGCAAUCCAGAUACAGUCUCACCAGUUGCCCUGUAUAACUGAAGCAUUUGGCAUGGCCAUGCUUGUUUCAUGUCCUCAGGUUGAAAAGAUGGCACUGAAAGUAUGAGCUAGCUUGUACAGCCUACAAUGACAAUGCCUCCUGUCAGUGGAAUGUGGAAGAGCACAGUAACUGGGAAGAUGCUUUGGAUCCCUGGUAAGGUGUUGAAGGAGGUGGCUUAUAGAGUCAUAGAGUGUACAGCAUGGAAACAGACUCUUCGAUCCAACGCAUCCAUGCCGACCAGCUAUCCUAAAUUAAUUUGGUCCCAUUUGCCAGGAUUUUUCCCACAUCCUUCUAAACUCUUCCUGUUCAUGUAAUCAUCCAGAUGCCUUAUAAAUGUUGUAAUUGUACCAGCUUCCACCAUUUCUUCUGGCAGCUCAUUCCAUACAUGUACCAUCCUCUCGAUGAAAAAAAAUUGCCCUUUAGGUCCCUUUUAUAUCUUUCCCCUCUCACCUUAAACCUAUGCCCUCCAGCUUUGGGGGAAAGACCUUGGCUAUUCAUCCUACGAUUUUCUAAAUCUCCACAAGGUCACCUCUCAAUGUCUAAUAUUCCACCAUUCAGCUUCUCCCUGUAGUUCAAACCCUCCAACCCUGGCCACAUUCUUGGAAAUCUUUCCUUAAAUCUUUCAAGUUUAAUAACAUCUUCCUAUAUCAGGGAGACCAGAAUUGAACGCAGUAUUCCAAAAGUGGCCUAAUCAAUGUCCUGUACAGCCACAACAUGGCCUCCCAACUCCUUUACUGAAUGCACUGACCAAUAAAAGCAAGCUUGCCAAACACCUGUCUAUGUGCUUAAAAGCCUGAAAAUGGGGAGUAGAAACAAGGAAUGAAAGGUUUUCUCAAUCAAACAAACUACCUGCCUGAUCCAUUUUAAUCAUGAUUCACCUGACUUUGAGCAGAAGAAUUGCAAUAUUACGAAGAGCAUAAAUGUUGCUAAAUCCGGAGGUGAUCUGGAAGUGCCUCAUUGAUCAUUUAUCUGUGCUGUCAUGUCCCAGUGUUAAAGUUUGGAAUGCUAAACAAUCUUGACAGCUUUUUUGUAAAAGCCUGCAUGUUCUUGGGUAAGAAUGUUUGAGCCCUGUAUUAGAGCUUGCUCUUGAUACGGAUCCAUUUGAUUUAAGGUGACCCACUGUUUUCCACUUUUCAAACUUGUUUCUGGAAAAAUAUUGGAAGAGAGUCAGAAUGUCAAACAAAAAUAGUGAAAGCAAUGUCCUGCAAAUAGCAUUGUUAAACUCAUGUUAGAUCCAGUCUGUGUCCUUGUCAGAGACAUAUUGUGCUUGGGCAAUCAAACUGCUUUGCUGCAUUUGUGUAGCUGAGACUUUCUGGGGCUCUUCUUUGAUUGAAACAUUAAACCAAGUCUCCUUCUGCCCUUUCGGAUCAAUCCAAGCUUGUUAUUUUGAGGAAAAGCAGAGGAAUUAGCCCUACUGUCUUCAGGCCAAUAUUUAUCUCUCUACCCAACAUAACUUUCAAAAGCAAAAUGAGCAGAUUUGCUUGCUAUUACAUUGCUGUUUGUGAGGUUUUAUGUGGAGAAAUUACUGCAGCAAUUUCUCAUAUUGCAAAAGCACUUAGGAAAUACUUCAUGAGCUGUGACAUGCCUUCGGAUAUCCUGCAUUAGAGAACAGCACUAAAUAAAUGCAAAUCAAUUUUGUUCUCUAUCCUGUUGCCAGUCUCUGAUUGCACCACCUACCUUGUGACCCUGGCAGAUCUUGUGUAGUUGCUAUGCUAAACGUCUACAUGUUAUACUCAAAUAUGGUAAUAGAUGUGUCACUUUACAGGAAAGCUCUGAGCUUCAAAUAAUUUCUAUUAACUGUGGAAAUCAUUCCUCUAAUAUGUAAUAUCUAUCAAUGAUUCUUUAUUUUUGAACAAUUUCAAGUGCCAAGUGUCUCCCCGGGUCCUGAGAGCAAUUAUUUUGGAUUUUUGUUGUAAAUAUGAGAGUACUUUGCCAUCAGAGUUGGAUGUUCCUGCUCUUGCUGCCUGUAGCUAAGAUGUCGCAGGCAGGUAGAUCUGGUCAUUGACCUCUAGAAAGAAGCAGGAAAUGUUUUUGUUCUUGGAAGGAUUUAUGUAAAAAAGGUUUAUUAGUGUUUAAAAAUAUCUUAAAUCUUGUAAAACGAAAGGUUAACUAGAUUCUUACUCCUUCAUGUAACUAAUUGAAAAGCAGAAUAUUGCGUUUGUUAAAAACCUGUCUUAAAACCAGAAAAUGCCAGAAACUGUCAGGCAGAAUCUGUAGACAAUCAUAGAAUCCCUAAAGUGCAGAAAGAGGCCAGUCAUCCCAUUGAGUUACAGUACAUAGAACAAUACAGCGCAGAACAGGCCCUUCGGCCCUCAAUGUUGCACUGACUUGUGAAUUAAUCUAAGCCCAUCCUCCUACACUAUCCCAUCAUCAUCCAUGUGCCUAUCCAAGGAUUGCUUAAAUCUCCCUUUGGGCAAACCCUCCAAAGAGCAUCCCAUCCAGACCCAGACCCAGUAACCCUGUAUUUCCCAUGGCUAAUCCAAAUAGCCUGUACACCCCCGGAUACUAUAGACAACUUAGCAUGGCCAAUCCACCCAGCCAACACCUCUUUGUCAGAGACAGUAGGAGAACAUGCAAACUCCACACAGACAAUCAGCAGGAAUUGAACCAGGGUCCAUGUGCCAGUGAAAGAAGAAAGUGCCUCUUUCUGCACUUUAGGGAUUCUAUGAUUCUCUACAGAUUCUGCUUGACCGUCUAUGGCAUUUUCUGGCAUUUUCUGGUUUUAAGGAUUGAUAUAAAACAAAUGUUUUUCUUUAAUGAUUCAAAGAUUUACAGAAUUCCUUAAAUCUUGUAAAGAAAAGGGGCUAACUAGACUUUUAGUCCCUUCAUGUAACUAACUUAAAAGCAGAAUACUGCACUUGCCAAAAACCGGUCAUAAAAACACACCAUGUUGUGAAUACACAGCGUGUCGGGCAGAAUCUCUAGAGAGAGAGAGACAGAGAGUUAAUGUUUUAGGUUAAUGACCUUGUGCCAGAGUUGGAGAAAUGUAAACUGAAACCUCAAUUCCGUUUGUAUUAUGCAUACUUGUCUUUGGUUCAUGUUGCAAAUUAGUAUGAAAAUUAUAUUGCUGCAUGAUCAGCUUAUGGGCGACUUAGGGUCAGGCAGAGGACAGGGUUCAGUCUUCGUGGUGAGGUCUGACAACCCUUGGGGCGAGAGCUUCAUUUCCAGAAAACUGGUUAAGCAUCCUCAGAGAUUCGGUCACUAAAUAAACCAUGACUAGAAUUGGAGAUCAGACAGAGUGAAAUGUGGCUGAGGUUCAACAAAGCAGUAGCAAAUGACUGGGCAAAGGGGUACAUUUACCAGCCUCUCAUUCCAGUAUUUACUAUUUCAGGUAAAAAGUGAGGUCUGCAGAUGCUGGAGAUCACAGUUGAAAAUGUGUUGCUGGUUAAAGCACAGCAGGUUAGGCAGCAUCCAAGAAAUAGGAAAUUCGACGUUUCGGGCAUUAGCCCUUCAUCAGGAAUGAGGAGAGGGUGCCAGGCAGGCUAAGA
This is a messenger RNA of Hemiscyllium ocellatum (epaulette shark), 6687 nucleotides long. RefSeq names its product cyclin-dependent kinase 18-like. Lineage: Eukaryota; Metazoa; Chordata; Chondrichthyes; Orectolobiformes; Hemiscylliidae. Gene Ontology annotation, biological process: protein phosphorylation. The coding region runs from base 147 to 1544 and encodes 465 amino acids. Gene Ontology annotation, molecular function: ATP binding; protein kinase activity. The transcript has 16 exons. Gene Ontology annotation, cellular component: nucleus; cytoplasm. The record is from RefSeq and is a predicted model, not a curated record.